CAGAGAAGAAAAAACACCCAUCAAUAUUCUAGAGAAUUUGUGAAAUGAACAUGAAUUUGCAUAAUAAUCUCAGCGGUUUAAAUAUGAUAGAAGAAUAUGCUUUUUCCUUCCUUGUUUCAAAGACAUUAUUUACUGCCUCUGAGCUGGGGGUGUUUGAUGUGCUGUCCCAGUCUGAGGAUCCUCUGUCGGCAGCAACUCUUGCUGAGCGUUUAGGCACAAGCCCCACAGGAACGGAGAGAUUACUCAAUGCUUGUGUUGGAUUAAAACUUCUUGAAAGGAAUAUGCUGAAUGGUGAAGUUGUCUAUAAAAGUACUGAACCCUCCAAUGUAUACCUUGCAAAGAACAGUCCAAAAUCCAUAUAUAUGUCAUUGCGAUAUUUUUCUAAAGAGGUUUACAAUAUGAGCAACUACUUAGAGGAUGCAGUCAGGGAAGGAACAUGGCAGAAAGAGAAAGUAUUUGGAAUGUCAUCAACUGAAAUGUAUGAUAUUUUAUACAGAUCAGAAGAGCAAUUGUUAGCAUUCAUGGGGCAUAUGGACGGUUUAUCUAUUCUCAGAGGCAAAGAAGAGCUGAUUUCUGCAUUUGAUCUUUCAUCAUUUCAUACCAUUUGUGAUCUAGGAGGCUGCUCUGGGACUAUUGCAAAAGUGUGUGCUGCUAAAUAUCCAGAAUCUUCAGUUUUUGUCUAUGAUCUACCUAAAGUAGUGAAUGUUGCUAAGAAGUAUAACGCAGCAGAGGAACAUCAGAUUACAUUCCAGGAAGGAAACUUCUUUCAGGAUCCUCUUCCAGAAGCUGACCUGUACAUUCUUUCACUUAUAACGCAUUGCUGGGCUGAGGAUAAAUGUUUACAUUUGCUAAGAAAAAUUUAUAAUGCCUGCAAACCAGGUGGUGGAAUACUUAUGGCUGAAGCUAUCAUAAAUGAAGACAUGAGUGGACCUGUUACAUCCCAGAUGCUGGACCUCAUAAUGAUGAUGUUCGGUGAUGGCAGAGAGAGAACUGCUAAAGAAUACAAAAAACUUCUGAUUGCAGCUGGAUUUAAAGAUAUCAGAUUUAGUAUCAAUGGAAAGCUAAGUGAAACCAUUCUUGCAAUAAAAUAAAAUAUGGUUGGAUAGGGAACAUACACCUCUACCAUGACAUGAUCUUUCUUUGGGAACAGUACCUAAAUGCCAGUUGAUUUAAUAAUAAUAAUAAAAAAAAAAAAAAAAAUGAUAUAGGUAAUUAUAUGCACGGGUUAAGAGUGGUAUCUCUUCUUGUGGGUGUUUAUUCUGUUUCCCCUUUUCCGCACUUGUGUAUAUGUUAUCACUAAAGGUCUGUUUAUGGUAAAAAUAAUACGCUGACAACAAAGGACAUUCCAUGCAAGACCCCUUCUGGGAAACCCCCUUGACAUGUUGAGACUCAUUGCAAUUUUUUUAUGGACAGUUCGAAGAAAUAAUAUGCACAUAGGAAAAACUGUUGCUCAUAGCAGCACCUAAGAGUUCUAUCUGUCUUAUUGUUACUUUUUUGUUCGUUUUGUUAAUUGUUGUUUUUCUCUUUGUAAAAACUCAAUAAAUAUGAAUAAAAAAAAUAAAAAAAUAAAAAAUAUGGUUAUUCAUACCCACUUCUGACAGAAAAGCUAUGAUUACCUUUAACAUAAUCUGUAAUUGUUUAUUGUGUUAUGAAAAUCAGGGAACACCCAGACUUUUUAAAAUGGAGGCCAAGUCAUAAAUGCAUUAUACCUAGGAAAUAUGUAAUACACACACUAAAUUACCUAAUGAUAUAUAUAUACUGUAUAACAAAUUAUCGAUAUUAUCUGUUUGGUGUGUUGAGGAUUACAGGAUGGCUGGCUGUUGUUGGGGGUCCGUAGUUUGGAUAAUGUGAUAUAAAAAAAUAUCCGUAUAAGGUGACCAAUUAAUGUUAUGUGGUCUUCAAUUAAAAUUAAACCCAAAUGUUAUUUUAAACUAUAUUGCAACUGUUUUAUGCCUGUUUUUUUUUUGUUAAUAAAGAUCAGAUGUACUAGAAAUUCAUUUAAAUCGUUUUAAAAAAAAAAAAAGCAAAAUAUGUCCUCAAUUGUUAUAGCACUUAUAUACAAAGCAACAUUUCAAGAAUUUGCCAUUUGUGGAAGCUUAUACAAUCUUAUAUAUUACUGUAUCAGCCUGCUGGUCCAUUAUCAUUUCACAUGCAACAAAAAAUAAUUUGUUCUGUGGAGAAAAUACAAUAAAAAUCAAAUCAUUUAA
This is a messenger RNA of Bombina bombina (fire-bellied toad), 2207 nucleotides long. Its product is annotated as acetylserotonin O-methyltransferase-like. The transcript has 8 exons. The record is from RefSeq and is a predicted model, not a curated record. Lineage: Eukaryota; Metazoa; Chordata; Amphibia; Anura; Bombinatoridae. Bases 45 to 1091 code for a protein of 348 amino acids. Gene Ontology annotation, molecular function: acetylserotonin O-methyltransferase activity. Gene Ontology annotation, biological process: melatonin biosynthetic process; methylation.